This is a messenger RNA of Anopheles marshallii, 870 nucleotides long. RefSeq lists its product as uncharacterized. The transcript has 2 exons. NCBI's taxonomy places the organism in Eukaryota, Metazoa, Arthropoda, Insecta, Diptera, Culicidae. The record is from RefSeq and is a predicted model, not a curated record. The coding region runs from base 1 to 870 and encodes 289 amino acids.
AUGAAGCUGUUCGUGUGCUUGACGAUGUGUUUCAGCCUGGUUCUUGGUGAUCCGGGUGUUAUAGGGCCGCAAGAUGCGCGAAAGGUGCGUAACCCUGCUAGUGGGCCGACGAGCUACAACACCAUAUCACCGCCGGACAGUGAAACGUUAAGCAAGCUGCAAAAUCAAGUGGCACCGACGGUUCAAAUACCCAGCAAAUCGCUGACCACGGCUAAAGCACCGGAAGUUGCAUCGCCAUUCCACACCGUUGCCCCGCCGAGUGUAGUGCCGUCGCCGUAUCUGCGGCAGCCUGCGCCAGCAAUCGCUCCUGUUUCCGCGCCAGGACAAUACUAUCUGGCCAUGGUUCCGCAGCCGGGUGGCAAUCAUAUGCUGCAGCCUGCAACGACACCACUGAUCAUGCAGUACAUUAACCCUCAGGGACAGCCUACCGGAGGGCUGCAGUACAUACAGCUGCUACGCCCGGUAGUGUAUCCGUACGCGCCCAACCAGCAGUAUCACGCCGCGUAUCAACAGUAUCCGGGUUAUCUGCACCAAUCACCCGCGUCACUUGCCAAUUCGCCGCAUGUCGGUCCCGUCCCGCCGACACCGUACAACGUGUCGCCAACGCCACCACCAGCCACCUCCACCACACAGCCCGGAUUUGUUCCGUUCCAGCCGGCCACACAGUACGCUACCGUGAGCCAUGGACAACCUCCACAACCGCAAGCGUACAGCAAUGGUCCGGUCGGGCAAUAUUCCAGCCCCGUUCUUUCGUACUACCCGCAUCGGUUUCUUAUCAACCCGUCGGAAUUGAAUUUCAACACGAAUGAAUAUGUGCCAUCGCCCGGUGAUGGUGUGUACCUCAAGGGCGUAAAGAGUAUCCGGGCGUAA